Anopheles coustani is the source of this 928-nucleotide messenger RNA. RefSeq lists its product as uncharacterized. The transcript has 7 exons. NCBI's taxonomy places the organism in Eukaryota, Metazoa, Arthropoda, Insecta, Diptera, Culicidae. The coding region runs from base 1 to 903 and encodes 300 amino acids. The record is from RefSeq and is a predicted model, not a curated record.
AUGGCUGAUAAAGAUAAAUGUAUCUUCAUAAAUGCAAUAAUAGUACUCAUGUCUGCUCACUUCUGCGCAUCGGUGGCCAGCACGGGCCUGCGGAAUCUUUCACUGUCCAUCAAACCACCGUGGGUGAGGCGCGGCCAGGAGGCGCAGCUGCACUGCCAGUACGAGAUGGAAGGUGCCCCGCUCUACUCCGUCAAAUGGUACCGAGGAACGCUGGAAUUCUAUCGGUACUCGCCGUUCGAGAACCCACCGGCGAAGAUAUUCCCGUUCACCGGCAUUAAAGUCGACAUGACGGUGUCGAACGCGACCCACGUGACAUUACGGAACGUUGGCUUCAAUCUGUCGGGGAAUUUCACCUGUGAAGUCACGGCUGAUGCACCGUCUUUCUACACAGGAGUGGCAACAAAUGUACUAACGGUAGUAGAACUGCCUCACUCGCCGCCAACAUUGUGGACGGAACACACCAAGUACGACCCAGGUGACAUACUGCGGGCCAACUGCUCGACCCCACCGUCAAAACCUGGUGCCACGAUAACGUUCCUGUUGAACAGCAUGACGGUUGGAAUUGAACCCACGGUGCUUCACCCGACCCACGACAACCUGCACUGGGCCUCGAGGGAUUUAACGAUUCAGCUGCUUCCCUCACACUAUACCACGGGGCAGCUAAUACUGCGGUGCCUGGCCGAGGUUGGAACCAUCUACUCGGAGGUAUCGCAGGCGCCACUGGAAUCCAGCCGCAAGGAGCCUAUACCGGAGCGAGUGACUUCGCCGAAUGGGGCAGCCACCGUGGCAGGUUGUAAGGAAACCCGUCGGAACCUGCUGCUCACCAUUGCCCUAGGGAUGCUGACGAUACUAGCCGUAAUACACUCCUACAGACCCAAUCCUCCUCUGCUGCUGCUCCGAUAGCUUUCACCGGUAGCUGCACCAUAAU